ACCAGAGAGACAUAGGUAUCAACGUCAUUUAGUUAACAACGUCAACUCUCUCUAUAUAUAUCUGAUUAAAAGACAACAAUAAUUCCUCCAAAACACAUCUUAAAUUGCAGUAAAAUCAAAUUAAACAUGGCCUCAGAUAAUCUUACAGUGCUGAAUGCACUUGACACAGCACGCACCCAAUGGUACCAUGUCACAGCCGUUGUCAUUGCUGGAAUGGGAUUUUUCACUGAUGCAUAUGAUCUAUUCUGCAUCAGCACUGUCUCCAAACUUUUAGGCCGUUUGUACUACUACGACCCGACUACCCAUGCCCCUGGCAAAUUACCUCAUAAUGUUAACAAUUGGGUCACUGGAGUCGCCCUGGUUGGUACUCUGACUGGCCAACUCGUGUUCGGAUGGCUCGGAGACAAACUUGGUCGAAAGAAAGUCUAUGGACUCACAUUAAUUCUCAUGGUCAUUUGUGCACUUUCCUCUGGUUUGUCAUUUGGUUAUAGCCGAAAAGUUGUAAUAGGGACACUCUGUUUCUUCAGGUUCUGGCUUGGAUUUGGAAUUGGAGGAGAUUAUCCUCUUUCUGCUACGAUCAUGUCUGAGUAUGCAAAUAAGAGAACUCGUGGAGCGUUUAUUGCUGCUGUUUUCGCUAUGCAAGGUGUUGGGAUCAUCUUUGCCGGGCUUGUUUCAAUGAUUGUAUCCAAGCUAUUCUUGAUGAAUUUUGGGGGUAAGGCGUUCACUACGGAUGAAGUUUUUUCCACGGAGCCUGAGGCGGAUUAUGUUUGGAGAAUCGUACUGAUGCUUGGAGCUCUUCCAGCUCUUCUUACCUAUUAUUGGCGAAUGAAGAUGCCCGAAACAGGGCGUUACACUGCGAUUAUUGAAGGAAAUGCUAAACAAGCAGCGAUUGACAUGGGGAAGGUUCUUGAUAUUGAAAUUCAAGCAGAAGGUGAUAAAUUAGCCAAAUUUAAAGCAGUCAAUGAGUACCCUUUACUCUCUAAUGAGUUCUUCAUGCGCCAUGGUCUUCACUUAAUCGGUACAAUGACUACUUGGUUCUUGUUGGACAUUGCUUUCUACAGCCAAAAUCUCACACAGAAGGACAUAUUUCCUACCAUGGGACUCGUUAGCAAUGCCAAGAGCAUUUCCGCUUUGAGGGAAAUGUUUGAGACAUCGCGAGCUAUGUUUGUGAUUGCUUUGCUCGGUACCUUCCCUGGUUACUGGUUUACUGUAUUCUUCAUUGAGAAAAUUGGGAGGUUUAAGAUACAAUUGAUGGGGUUCUUCAUGAUGUCAGUGUUCAUGGCGAUCAUUGGAAUCAAAUAUGAUUACCUAAAGACUAAAGAACACAAAUGGACAUUCGCAGCUCUUUAUGGUUUAACUUUCUUCUUCGCCAACUUUGGCCCCAAUUCAACAACUUUUGUGCUCCCUGCGGAGCUCUUUCCAACAAGGGUAAGAUCCACUUGCCACGCUCUGAGCGCUGCAUCUGGAAAGGCAGGGGCAAUGGUUAGUGCAUUUGGGGUGCAGCAAUACACGCAAGAUGGAAAUGUUCAUAAAAUCAAGAAAGCCAUGUUGUUUUUGGCAUUCACAAAUAUGGUUGGAUUUUGCUGUACCUUCUUAGUGACGGAGACAAAAGGCAGGUCACUAGAGGAAAUUUCAGGGGAGGAUGAGAAGCAGAACGAGACGCAGAUGAAGAGUUCUAGGCCUGUCUCUGGCCACCAGGAGGAUGGAUGGGACUGAAAUCAGGACAUAUAAAAUUGGCAAGUUCAUCAAUCAUCACAUUGAGCAGUACUAUAAGUAGAUGCAUAUAUAGAAAAAGUAUUGCUAAUAAGCGAGAUGUCACCUCCAGAAUAAGAGCUUCACGAAGCAAGGAAAUUAAUAUAAUAGUUUCCCUUCACCAUUUCGCCUAGUAGUUGGUGGGAGAUUAAUUUUGUAUUGUCUAUCUCUUGUCCUACUCCUUCCCAAAGUGUUCUAUUUCCUUUUGACUUUGAAAUGAAAAGUUAUAUAUAGGUUAAUAUGUAUUUACAUUUUGUGAAAAGAUGGAUGGUUAUUGUUA
Solanum dulcamara is the source of this 2032-nucleotide messenger RNA. RefSeq names its product low affinity inorganic phosphate transporter 5. The record is from RefSeq and is a predicted model, not a curated record. Lineage: Eukaryota; Viridiplantae; Streptophyta; Magnoliopsida; Solanales; Solanaceae. Gene Ontology annotation, cellular component: membrane. The transcript has a single exon. The coding region runs from base 127 to 1716 and encodes 529 amino acids. Gene Ontology annotation, molecular function: transmembrane transporter activity. Gene Ontology annotation, biological process: transmembrane transport.